This is a messenger RNA of Colossoma macropomum (tambaqui), 2834 nucleotides long. RefSeq names its product glutamate receptor, metabotropic 2a (gene grm2a). Lineage: Eukaryota; Metazoa; Chordata; Actinopteri; Characiformes; Serrasalmidae. The record is from RefSeq and is a predicted model, not a curated record. Gene Ontology annotation, molecular function: group II metabotropic glutamate receptor activity. Gene Ontology annotation, cellular component: membrane. Bases 1 to 2658 code for a protein of 885 amino acids. The transcript has 5 exons. Gene Ontology annotation, biological process: regulation of synaptic transmission, glutamatergic; G protein-coupled glutamate receptor signaling pathway.
AUGGCUGGGAGGUCGCCGCGGCAGCGGGGUCACGGACUCUCCUGGCCUCUCCAUCUCCUCCUCCUGCUGCUGCUGGCCAGGAGCCCCCAGGCUCUUGCCAUUCCUGGCUACAGCACUGACUCUUCCAAGAAGGAGAUCGCUAUAGAGGGGGACCUGGUGAUCGGAGGCCUGUUCCCUGUGCACCAGAAGGGCGAAGGGGUGGAGGACUGCGGUCGAAUUAAUGCCCAGAGGGGCAUCCAGAGGCUGGAGGCCAUGCUGCUGGCUCUGGAUGAAAUCAAUAAGGACGACAGAAUCCUGCCUGGUGUAAUGCUUGGCGCCCACAUCCUGGACACGUGCUCAAAGGACACUUAUGCGCUGGAGCAGUCACUGGAGUUCGUACGGGCUUCGCUAACCAAGGUGGACGAUAGUGAGUAUACCUGUCCGGACGGAUCCUACGCAAUUCAUGAUGACGUUCCCCUCGCCAUCUCUGGUGUGAUUGGGGGGUCCUACAGCGACGUGUCGAUACAGGUGGCCAAUCUCUUGCGGCUUUUCCAGAUUCCUCAGAUCAGCUAUGCCUCGACUAGCGCUAAGCUUAGCGAUAAGUCGCGCUAUGACUACUUCGCCCGAACAGUACCCCCAGACUUCUACCAGGCUAAGGCCAUGGCUGAGAUCCUACGCUACUUCAACUGGACCUAUGUCUCAACUGUAGCUUCAGAGGGUGACUACGGAGAGACUGGCAUUGAUGCUUUCCAGCAGGAGGCCAGGGCCUUGCAAAUCUGUAUCGCAACAUCUGCCAAGGUUAGCCGCUCCAUGGACCGCUACAGUUAUGAAGCAGUGAUCAGGUCUCUGUUACAGAAAUCGAAUGCAAAAGUCGUGAUCCUCUUCACAAGAAGUGAGGACGCCAGGGAGCUUCUAGUUGCGGCCAACCGCAUGAAUGUCUCCUUCAUCUGGGUGGCCAGUGAUGGCUGGGGGGCACAGGAGAGUGUGGUCAGAGGGAGUGAAUUAGUGGCAGAUGGAGCUUUCACUAUUGAGCUUGCUUCGUACCCAAUCCGUGAGUUUGCCGACUACUUCACAAGCCUAAAUCCUUACAACAACACGCGCAACCCCUGGUUCCGAGAGUUCUGGGAGAACCGUUUCCAAUGUAGCUUGCACGACAUCAAUUGUGGGAAGCAUUCACUUCGAGAUGGCAAGUUUGAGCAAGAAUCCAAGAUCAUGUUUGUGGUGAAUGCUGUGUACGCAAUGGCCCACGCUCUGCACCACAUGAAGCAAGGAGUGUGUCCCAACACCACUAAAAUCUGCAGUGCCAUGAAACCACUGAAUGGAAAGAAGUUCUACAAAGAUUACAUCUUGAGGACAAAGUUUGAUGCACCAUUCCGUCCAGCUGAUACAGACAAUAUUGUUCAGUUCGAUGCUUAUGGAGACAGCCUGGGCCGGUACAACAUUUUCCACUACCACAAAGAGGAUGGUGUGUAUAUUUACCGCAAAGUGGGCUACUGGGCCCAGAGUUUGAGCCUGAACACUAGUCUGAUUCCUUGGGAGAAUCAAGUACCUACCUCACAGUGCAGUGACCCCUGCAGAAAGAACGAGAUCAAGAGUAUGCAACCCGGUGACGUCUGCUGUUGGAUCUGCAUCCCCUGCCAGCCCUACCAGUACCUCCUUGAUGAAUUUACUUGUGCAGACUGUAGCUUUGGGCAGUGGCCUCUUGGUAACCUGACUGGCUGCUACAACUUGCCUGAGGAGUACAUCCACUGGGAGGAUGCGUGGGCCAUUGGACCGGUCACCAUUGCCUGUAUGGGGAUCCUCUGCACACUCUUUGUGAUCGGUCUCUUCUUGAAGAACAAUGAAACGCCAGUGGUAAAAGCUAGUGGACGAGAACUUUCAUACAUAUUACUGCUUGGAGUGCUCCUGUGUUACUGCAUGACCUUCAUCUACAUUGCCAAACCUUCAGCAGUAGUGUGUACAUUACGUCGUCUUGGACUGGGUACCUCCUUUGCCGUUUGCUACUCGGCACUUCUGACCAAGACCAACCGCAUUGCCCGUAUCUUCAAUGGCGUCAAGGAUGGAGCUCAGAGGCCAAGGUUCAUCAGUCCAGCUUCACAAGUAGCCAUUUGUGCUGCCCUCAUUUCCUGUCAGCUGUUGGUGGUGGUGGUCUGGCUCUUGGUAGAGGCACCAGGCGUGAGGAAGGAGGUCAGCCCAGAGAGAAGAGAUAUAGUCAGGCUGAAGUGCAACAGCAAGGACUCCAGCAUGCUGAUGUCCCUGACCUACAACUGUGUCCUCAUUAUCCUCUGUACCUUCUACGCCUUCAAGACCAGGAAGUGCCCAGAGAAUUUCAACGAAGCAAAGUUUAUCGGCUUCACCAUGUACACCACCUGCAUCAUCUGGCUGGCCUUCCAACCCAUCUUCUACGUCACAGCCAGUGACUACAGGGUUCAGACCACCACCAUGUGUAUCUCAGUGAGUCUGAGUGGUUCAGUGGUUCUGGGCUGCCUCUUCGCUCCCAAGAUCCACAUCAUCCUGUUCCAGCCGCAGAAGAACGUCACCACGCUCAGAGUGGCCACCACCCGCUUCAGUGUCACCACCGGCCCUGGCUCCAGCUUCUCCCAAGCUUCAGCCGCCAACAUUGUGCCAACAGUGUGUAACGGAAGAGAAGUAGUGGAUUCGACAACAUCAUCUCUCUGAAAGACAAGAGUUCCGUCCAUCUGCCAAAUGCAGUAUACAGAUGAAUCUUAUCACUAGUCAAUAAAACAGGUGUUUGCUGAUAUUAAGGAGGCCACUCUCAGUAAAGAGGGCCACUUAUGUUGUUCUCAACGUGCUGUGAGUACAAUUUCCCAAUUCUCUCUCUCUCUCUCUCUCUC